GCCGUGCAGUAUUUAAAGCGGCGCAGCGGUUUGUGGCGUUGUGUGAAACACUUUGAGAAGAUGAAGGCCGCGCUGCUGCUGCUCCUGGCCGUGUGGCUGAACUCCCAGGCCGGCCACUGCUCCUCCUCGUGCUCCUCUCCUCCUCACCGGUGGUGCUCCUCCCUGGAAACGGCUGUCCAGUGCGGGGUUCUGAAGCAGUGCCUCAUGUCCAACUUCACCAGGGCCCAUCUGAAGGAGGACCCGGUCCAGGUGGAGGUCUACAUUGAGAGUCUGUGUCCCGACUGCAGGAUGUUUGUCUCAGAGAUGCUUUUCCCCACCUGGUUAAUGCUGAACGACAUCAUGACCGUCACCCUGGUGCCGUACGGCAACGCAGAGGAGACGUUUGAUGGAAAGAAGUAUAUUUUUGAGUGCCAGCAUGGAGAACAGGAAUGUCUGGGAAACAUGAUUGAGACCUGUUUACUGAACAUGACUAAAGCAGCUUUCCAGAUCAUAAACUGCAUGGAAUCUGCCGCUGAUGUGAUCAAGGCGGCCGAAAGUUGUGCGAAUGCGUACAGCCCGGAGCUGGACUGGGCCGGCGUGAUGACCUGCGUGAAGGGCGACCUGGGAAACGCUCUGAUGCAUCAGAACGCCUUGAAGACCAAAGCCCUGAAGCCGCCUCAUGAAUACGUGCCCUGGAUCACCAUCAACGGGGAGCAUACCGAGCAGAUUCAGCAGAAAGCCGAGUCUUCGCUCUUCACCCUGGUCUGCAGCAUGUAUAAGGGUCCUAAAACUGAAGCCUGCGGAGGGCUCCAGAGACAUUCCAGCUUCAGAGAUUGAAGGGGCAGAAUGUCUCCCCCUCUGUUCCAGGUGUGGCCACAAAACAACGGACACCCAGGAAUAUCAACAAAUAUGGGAUUUUGGCUGUAUUUCCACUUUGAUCGCCUCACUUUUUUAAAGAAUCAUGCAACAUAAAUGCACUUCAAUUUCUUGAACAUGUGUCCUCAAAGUAAUUUUACAAGCUGAACAUGUGUCCUCAAAGUAAUUUUACAAGCUGAACCCAUGAAAUCAAACAUUUAUUUGCAGCUUCUUGGUAUUUGCUCUUUUUGACAAGCGCUUUAAAAGGUGUCCAGCAGAGGGCGCCAUGUCUCAAAGCAUCUCCAGCCCUGUGAUAUUUUAGGAAACGGUGAAGUGUUGAUAAUCUCAUGACUGCCUUCACAUGGUUGUAGUGGCCAGACUCCCUCACUCUUCAAUCAACACAAGACACGUGCAUGCUUCUGUUUAAAAAAAAAAAAAAAAAAAAAGAAUGCAUUCUAAAUAUGAAA
Salarias fasciatus (jewelled blenny) is the source of this 1301-nucleotide messenger RNA. It is a transcript of the gene ifi30a, whose product is annotated as IFI30 lysosomal thiol reductase a. The record is from RefSeq and is a predicted model, not a curated record. The coding region runs from base 61 to 816 and encodes 251 amino acids. NCBI's taxonomy places the organism in Eukaryota, Metazoa, Chordata, Actinopteri, Blenniiformes, Blenniidae. Gene Ontology annotation, molecular function: oxidoreductase activity, acting on a sulfur group of donors, disulfide as acceptor. Gene Ontology annotation, cellular component: lysosome. The transcript is spliced from 7 exons.